This is a messenger RNA of Medioppia subpectinata, 3447 nucleotides long. The record is from the annotation of a GenBank genome assembly. NCBI's taxonomy places the organism in Eukaryota, Metazoa, Arthropoda, Arachnida, Sarcoptiformes, Oppiidae.
GCCAACCCUCUGCCCCGACCCUCAAACUCAAACUCAACUCUUGUUACGACUGCUAUAAACGCCGAGAAAAUCGUACAAAAGACUGAAAACGGGAAAACUAGUGACGAUCUCUUAGGUCUUGAUAUGAAUAGCACAGCAAACGCGAGACCAGAUGACGACUCUUUUGGUCUAUUCGUUAGUUCUCUUCCCUCUAAAGAAACUAAUUGUGAGAUUAAAGCAGAAUCUAAGGCUACAUCAAACGAAGAAUCGGAUUUCUUUAACCAAAAAGCGCCCACCGAUGACAAGAAGGUUAUGUCUAAAGAAUCCAUUUUAUCACUUUAUGGAAGCGCUCCCCCGCCUUCUUUGCCGCCAACUCAACAGCCAAUUGGUUCGCAGAGCACACAAUUCAAUGGUUUAAAUUCAUCGCUAUUUAUGGGACAAUUUGGGCCUAACUCUCAACCCAUGGCAUCGCAGACACCGAACCCAAUGUUUGUGUCACAAAACACUGGCAUCGAUCCAUUGCAGGCACCGAUGGGUCAGACAUCGAAUCUAAUGAGUCAAUCUAACUUUCCCUUAACGACAAACCCUUUUCUCGCUAACACUUCAAAGGGCUCUAACUUUGGUCAGCAAACUGUCCAACAGGUGUGUUAUCUUCCUAUCCGAUGCUGCGGCUCUUUCAAUGACGCCGAGUCUUAUUGCAAAGCGAGGGGCGGUUUAGUUGUAAACUCAGUGGUGGAGGUCAGCCAUAAUUUCCUCUUUUAUGAAUUGGAGAGAAUUAAGCCUAAACUCAAGUCCAAACUGGUUUGGCUCGGAGCCCGUCGGGAGCCGCAGCCGCACAACGGACCCAGUUUUCAUCGCUCCAGAACUCAGGUCUGGAAUUGGGUUAACGGACAGCCCGUCAACACUUUCCUCUGGGCUGAAGAUCAGCCAAACAACUAUAACGGACAGCAAAACUGUAUAGUAUUGGACGGCGGGCGCAAAUGGCUGUGGAAUGACGUGACCUGUGAUUUAGACUAUCUUUCGUGGAUCUGUCAGUACAGGCCGUCCAACUGCGGCAGUCCUGACAAGAAUGAAAACACCACUAUUAUUGAUAAGGACUAUCGCGUGGGACAGACCGUCUCAUACCAGUGUCCAGUUGGCAGCCGAUUAGACGGCUCCGCACAACGUCUUUGUCAGAGCAAUGGUUUUUGGCAGCACUCGGCGCCCACCUGUCAGUACGUCAAUUGCGGUUCAUUACCACAUAUACCUCACGGGAGGCACUCGGCGCCCACCUGUCAGUACGUCAAUUGCGGUUCAUUACCACAUAUACCUCACGGGAGGGUUGAGUUUGUCAACAAUUCUCGCACUACUUUCAAUGCCAGCGCUCGCUAUUCUUGCGAUGAAAACUAUACUCUUGUGGGCAAUAAUACUCGCGUAUGCGAAGGCAACAGCACUUGGAGUGGUAUUGAACCCAAAUGCCUAUACAGUUGGUGUCCGGUCUUGACAUUUAUACAUAACGGCGCUAUCAAUAUAACGAACCGCACGGAAAAUGGUUUGGCGACCUAUACGUGCCAUAAGGGCCAUAUACUUGUGGGCAACUCUACCCGCAAAUGUCAAUUGGGGGGCAAAUGGACAGACGAGGAGCCGGUUUGCAAAUUCAUUGACUGUGGAGUGCCAUUAGAAGUGCGAAACUCUAAAUUCCGGUUAUUAAACGGCACCACAUAUUACAACAGUGUCGUGAAGUACGAGUGCGACAACAACUACACUAUUGAUGGCCAUGAGUUACGCAACUGUACAGAGUUGGCCAACUGGAGUGGCGUUGAGCCCAACUGCAAAUUGAUUGACUGCGGAAAGCCAGUCGUUCCCCCAGGGGUUAGACUCUUGAGUGACUCAUUCACUGUUCACUCGGAGAUUAAAUACGAGUGCGAAUCGGGUCACAAACUGGUUGAUGGCGUCCAACGGCAUAGGUGUCAGUCCGAUGGAAAGUGGAGCGCAACUAUUCCGGUUUGCACAGCUGUCGAGUGCGGACGAGUGCAGACCAUAUUGAAAGGCGAAGUGAUUUACGUAAACUCAACCACUUAUCUAAACAGCCAAUUAGUCUAUGCGUGUAGUAGUGGUUAUAAACUCGUUGGCACUAAAACCCGAGUUUGUGGUGAAGAUUCCCGAUGGUCGGCAUCUACUCCCAAAUGUGAAGAAAUACGAUGCGUUUCUCCAGAGGUUCCAAAGAACUCAUCUGUGGUUUACAGCGGAAAUGAUAGGUCAACGAGUGAUUCAUUUAAAGUGGGAUCUACUGUACAAUACCGGUGUUCUUUGGGCCAUAUAGUUCAGGGACAGUCUUUGCGAACGUGUGAAUCUAAUGGACUCUGGUCUGGAGGGCCACCCAUUUGUGUCUACAUUGACUGCGGCCUCCCAUUCCCGGUAUCACACGGGAAAUGGUUACUCAACAGUAAUACCACUUAUUAUGGAAGUACUGUUGAAUAUGUUUGCGAUCAGAACUUUAAACUGAAUGGUCCGGGAAGGAGGAUAUGUUUAGAGAACGGCACGUGGAGUAGUGUUCCUCCCAUUUGCGAUGUCGUAACGUGUAAUAAACCCGAAACCAAAGACGACAAGACUAUAGUAGAGGCCAACAGCUUUUCGGUCGGCGCUAAAGCGUAUUAUUCAUGUAUUUAUGGCUUAGAAUUGGUGGGCGAAGAGAUGCGGACGUGUCAGCCGACUGGCCAUUGGACAGGAGAUAUGCCCUAUUGUAGACUUGUGGAUUGCGGUCGCCCUCCAGUUAUACCCAAUGGUAGGGGAUAUUUAGUGAACGGCACGACACUCUUUGGAAGUAUUGUUGAAUACCAUUGUCUUCCGGAGUUUAAACUAAUAGGCGAUUCUCAACAACGCAAAUGUUUGGCCACUGGGGACUGGAGCGGAACGAUUCCCAGAUGUCUUGAGUUAGCCAUAGCUAAUGAAAUUGAGAACAAUAUCGACGGCCAAUCAGAUGAGCACUCGUUUGAUGCAAACUUUGAGUCUUCAAAAGCGAUUGGUAUUGGGAUAGCCGUAGGCGCCGGCGCUUUGCUUAUACUUAUAAUUAUUGUUGCCGUCAUUUGCCUCAAAGCCAAAAAACCUCAACCCGUGAAGAAUACAGAGAACGUCGAAGUGAACCGACAGCCGGACAAAGACACGGCAACUGUUAUGUCAUAUUCUCGUCUAAGUCUUGAGACAGAGGCGGCGGCUGCGGCCGCGGCCAACAAUCUGCCGCAUAACGGCGCUAUCCGUCACCACCCGAACGGUUUGGUCACUUUCAGUCCCCCUUCCGGUCAUCAAAAUCAACCGCUUUAUGCGAAUACAACUGCUUUUCGCAAUAAUAACGGCAAUACAGUUAGUGUUGCCAUACGUUCAACACAACCACAAACCAACUCUAGAUUUGCGUCAAUCAAUUCCAACGGAAACGGCACUCACGGCGGACAUGGAGGACACGCUCUCCAUAUGCAGAGCCAUAAUGUUUAG